Carassius carassius (crucian carp) is the source of this 4849-nucleotide messenger RNA. It is a transcript of the gene magi1a, whose product is annotated as membrane associated guanylate kinase, WW and PDZ domain containing 1a. Lineage: Eukaryota; Metazoa; Chordata; Actinopteri; Cypriniformes; Cyprinidae. The transcript is spliced from 20 exons. Gene Ontology annotation, cellular component: cytoplasm. Gene Ontology annotation, molecular function: protein binding. Gene Ontology annotation, biological process: signal transduction. The coding region runs from base 250 to 4236 and encodes 1328 amino acids. The record is from RefSeq and is a predicted model, not a curated record.
GUGUGUGUGUGUUUUACAGAUCUCUCUUUCUCUGCCAUGCUUUCUGUCCCUCUUUCUUUUCAAGCAUGUUAAUGGGUUCCUGGUUGCCUAGGUAACUAUUAUGGGACACCCAAGCCACCCGUCCAGCCUCUCAGUAGGACAGUGAUUACCCAUGAUGCUUUGCGACACAGUUGCACUAGUUCCCAGAAGUGCUGCGAUCGCGUGAAGCAUGCAGGAGUAGAGCAGACAGUGCUGCAGGAGGAUGCAGACAUGAACAACACGCUUACAGAGUUCUUAGCUUGUAGUCUCUUCCCCUCUCCCCUGCUGUGCACAGGAGACUCCAGACGGCCCGAGGUGCGAGACAAUGCCCCCAGCUACAUGCUGAACAACAUGGCCACCUCGCCGCCGGGCCUUCCUCCAGACCAGGACCCGCUCGGAGCGCUGCCGGAUAACUGGGAGAUGGCCUACACCGAGAGCGGAGAGAUCUACUUCAUCGACCACAACACAAAAACCACCUCGUGGAUGGACCCUCGAUGUCAGGACAAACAGCCGAAGCCUCUGGAGGACUGUGAAGACGAUGAAGAGGGUGUACAUACAGAAGAGCUGGACCAUGAUCUCGGUACGUCUCUCCCCUCGCCUGCGCCAGAGCUGCCUCCUGGCUGGGAGAAGAUCGACGACCCAGUGUACGGAGUCUAUUAUGUGGAUCACGUUAACCGUAAGACGCAGUACGAGAACCCGGUCCUGGAGGCGCGGAGGCAGAAGCAACUGGACGUUCAGCAGUCGCCGGAGGACGGACGCUACAUCAGAGAAUGGAUAGAGGAGCACUCGUCCGCUGGAGCUGCGAUCGGCUCUUAUGUGCCCAGUCACCUGGAGACAUACAGAGAUCCUCAGAGCAGUGCGUCGGCCCCUCAGGCCCCGGGCCCCAGGCGAGGGAAGCCGUUCUUCACCCGUAAUCCAGCCGAACUCAAGGGGACCUUCAUAAGCACGAAGCUGCUGAAGAGCCGGCGAGGCUUCGGCUUCACUGUGGUCGGCGGAGAUGAACCGGACGAAUUCCUGCAGAUCAAGAGUCUGGUGCUGGACGGACCGGCCGCUGUGGACGGAAAGAUGGAGACAGGCGAUGUCAUCGUCAGUGUGAACGACACAAUCGUGCUGGGCUACACUCACGCUCAGGUGGUGAAGAUCUUCCAGUCCAUCCCCAUCGGCUCCAUGGUCCAGCUGGAGCUGUGUCGCGGCUACCCUCUGCCCUUCGACCCCGACGACCCCAACACCAGCCUGGUGACCUCAGUGGCCAUCCUGGACAAAGAGCCCAUCAUAGUGAACAGUCAGGAGGGCUUCGAGGCCGUGGCCGUCCUGGGACCCGGUGUCUCCGGGGCUCCUGAACCCGUCUCAGACAUCGCUCUGAUGGGGCCGGCUUACACCAGCGACGUGGUCACACUGGCGUCCUCCAUCGCCACGCAGCCCGAGCUGAUCACGGUCCACAUCGAGAAGGGAGACAAGGGCUUGGGCUUCACCAUCGCAGACAGUCUGGCAGGCGGAGGACAGAAGGUGAAGCAGAUCGUGGAUUACCCACGCUGCCGAGGGCUGAAGGAGGCCGACAUCCUGCUGGAGGUCAACAAGAGGAGCGUGCAGGGCAUGAGCCACAACCAGAUCGUCGACCUCCUCAACAAAUGUCCUCGAGGGAGUGAAGUUACUCUGCUGGUGCAAAGAGGAGUCCUGCAGCCCAAGAGAAGCCCCAAAGUGCUGCAGUUGGAAAGGAAAGACAGUCAGGGCAGCUCUCAGCACAGCAUAUGCAGUCACCGCAGCACACACACAGACUCACCUGGCCGUCCGGAGCCCAUCAUGCCCACUGACACCCUGGGGGGCCCUCCGCCCGUGCCACCUCCUCCCACCCAGCCACUGCCUGUCCUGCCCACCUUUGACACCUCUGGAGCCAAUGGGACUCUCCAGAAGAAACCGGACCCCUUCAAGAUCUGGGCACAGUCCAGGAGCAUGUACGAGAGCCGGGUACCAGACUCUCAAGAACAAGACAUCUUCCUCUGGAGGAAGGACACAGGCUUUGGCUUCCGUAUCCUGGGGGGAAGUGAACCCGGAGAACCGAUCUACAUAGGGCACAUAGUGAAGUACGGCUCCGCGGAUGAGGACGGCCGCCUGCGCUCCGGAGACGAGCUCAUCUGUGUCGACGGCACGGCGGUGGUGGGAAAGUCUCAUCAGCUGGUGGUGCAGCUCAUGCAGCAGGCGGCUAAACAGGGUCACGUCAACCUCACCGUCCGCCGAAAAAACACUUGCGGAGGGCGUAAGGGCGAGGCGGACGUGCCGCCGUCCCCGGCCUCCUCUCACCACAGCAGCACGCAGGCGGCGUCGCUGACGGAGGAGAAGCGCACACCGCAGGGCAGUCAGAACUCGCUCAACACCGUGAGCUCGGGCUCCGGCAGCACCAGUGGCAUCGGCAGCGGCGGAGGCGGCGGCAGCGGCAGCACUGUGGUCAACAUGACCCCCGCCGCCCUGCAGCCCUACCACGUGGAGAUCCAGCGCGCAGAGAACGAGGGCUUCGGCUUCGUCAUCGUGUCGUCCGUGUCGCGUUCUGACGCCGGCUCCUCCUUCGCGGGGAACACGGCCAUGCCUCAUAAAAUAGGCCGGAUCAUUGAGUGCAGUCCGGCCGACCGCUGUGGGAAGCUGAAGGUGGGUGAUCGGAUCCUGGCGGUCAACGGCUGCUCCAUCACCAACAAAUCACACUCAGACAUCGUCAACCUCAUCAAAGAGGCCGGCCACGCCGUCUCGCUGCGCAUCAUACCCGGAGACGAGACGUCAAACGCAUCGCUCCUGACCAACGCAGAGAAGAUCGCCACCAUCACCACUACACACACACCUCAGAGCAACACAGAGCCCAGCAGGAAUAACAAACCCAAAGCCGCUCUGCCGCAGCCAGCAGCCUUCAGUCAGGAGGCAGAGUAUUACUCUGUUGAUCUGGAGAGGGGGAGUAAAGGUUUCGGCUUCAGUCUGAGAGGCGGUAAGGAGUACAACAUGGAUCUGUACGUGCUGCGAUUAGCUGAGGAUGGAGCCGCUGUCAAGAAUGGCAAGAUGAGGGUUGGUGAUGAAAUACUGGAGAUCAAUGGUGAAAGUACAAAAAAUAUGAAUCAUUCUCGUGCCAUUGAGCUGAUUAAGACUGGUGACAGAAGAGCUCGACUGGUGCUGAAGAGAGGAGACGGAUCCGUCCCAGAGUAUGACGGCCCAAAUGACAGCUACUCUCCCUCACCCAGGCCACAAAAUAAUUCGGAAGUGAGGGCCUUGCUAGCCAGUGGCCCCUUUCAUCAUCCGUCCGAGUCCAGCUAUACAUCAGAGCAUCCCACACCAUCCCAGCCCAAGCAGCACCAAACUAAAGACAGGCAGCAUGAUCAGACGAGAGAACCAGAGAGGGACAGCAGAACAGGACUGUACUCGAGCGCUCCACAACACCCUUUCAGGAACAACCGUCCCAGCCCCUCGCCGUCCCCCGACAGCAAAAACAACUCCCACCGCAAGGUCAAGAAGUCCGAGUCAGAGAGCGGCAUUGCCAAGCUCUUCAAAACACUGAGGAAAGAGGGCGGAUUUGGGAGGAAAACGUCCAACCAGGAUCUCCUGAGGCGAGGCCGCAAACCCUCCACAGACGCGCAGAGUAGUGCGGGGUCUCAGGUGCGCAGCGGGUCCUUGGAUCGCUCCUCCUCCCGGAAGCACAACACCUCUCCAGACCGCCGCAGGGCUAAGUCUGUGGACCGCCGAACAACACGCUCAUAUAAAGAUCAGUCCCCUGAGCGAAGCUAUCAAGCCUCUUCCCAGGACCUGCUGUGCCAGAUCUCCACUCCAGAAAGGCUUGUCCGGCCCCAGAAAGAGCCCCAAACACCCCACAGGAACUACAGCAAACAGGGCUCCUUCACAUCCACCCCUGAACGAUCCCACAAACCCACGGCCCACACUCUCACUCGCACACCUGAACGUGGUCUAAAGAACAGGAACAUUCUGCUCAACAGCUCUCCGUCCAGUCAAGCUGAGAGACAGGGAUACUUCAUCAACGGAGCCUCGGAACGAUGUUUCCGCAGGAGAUCGGACAGCAGCAGCGAUGGAAGUUACCUGGAAGAGGGCACGGCUCCACAGCUGAGGGAUUAUUACAACGCACUGAAAGCCAGCAGUGUGAACGGGAGCGGCGUGGGCCUCGGCCUCAUCCCGAUCUCUCCGAGCAAGAGACGGCUUUACAAGGAGAACCACGCAGACCUCAGCAUCUGAGCUCAACCAGACUGAGCUUCACCACAGCAAAACAAGGCUCCUUUUUCUAGUUUGUUUUUAUAUGUUGUGUUGCGAGUGAGAUCCAUGUUUUGUUAAAAGACACACACUUUUCUUUUCUUUUUCCCUUUUUUUAAAUGUGUCUACUUUGCAUCUCCUCUUUUCUCCAAAUGGAGAUUUACUGAACCAGAGCACAAGCAUUCAACAUUUGUUUCUUUGUUUGUACAUUUUAAAAAAUGUGUGGCGAAACCUGGACUCAGACUAUGAUGCUACUGUUUAAUUGAGUAAUAUAUAUUUAAGCUGUAUAUUUAUUUUUAAUAACUGAAAUGUAACUUGAUAGGAUGUCCAGAUGAGAAAAGCAUCAUUCAGUCUUGCUCUGUUGUAAUUUAUCUGACUUUGUUAGUCCUAACACUGCACUGGACUGAGGCAUGAGCCGCCCGUUAGCAAAAAAAAAAAAAAAAAAAAAAAGGGAAAAAAUGAAGGCAGAAAAUAUUAUGUUAUUAUGUUGUCUCCGUAAUCACCAGAACUUAGUCUAAAGACACGUAUGCACAAUUGAGAAAACUUGACCCAACUUUAGCUUAAAGCCAGUUAUUUUAGGAAUGAUUUGGAUCUUUCU